Symsagittifera roscoffensis is the source of this 1500-nucleotide messenger RNA. RefSeq lists its product as uncharacterized. The record is from RefSeq and is a predicted model, not a curated record. The transcript has a single exon. Lineage: Eukaryota; Metazoa; Xenacoelomorpha; Acoela; Convolutidae. The coding region runs from base 1 to 1500 and encodes 499 amino acids.
AUGCUUGAUUGUGGAAGCAAACUGACAUUGCUUAAAUCAUCAAUCGCCCUCCAACUCAAACAAGAUCUGCAAUUAGACGACACCAUGCAGCUAAACCAAGCACUGACAUCAUCAAACACAGCUUCUACAAAGAUGACGAUCGCGAUUGGACCCUACAGCCAGCAAAAGCAGCCAUUUCAACUAAAUGACAUCGACGUCAUAAUGGAUUGGAACCUUUCCCAAUUCAACCCUGAACUCGUCAACUCCAUCUGCCAAAGGAACGAGCCACUUCAACACAUUCGGAUAGCCACACUGCCCUCGAAACAAAUCGGAAUCAUCAUUGGAUGCGAUUUCGCCGAACUCAUGACACCUUCAGAAGUAAUCCAUUCAAAACAAAAUGUGCCUAUUGGAUGGAAAACGCCACUUGGAUGGUCUCUCUGUGGACGAGACAAUGCAGCGACACCCAACGACAUCAACACAAUCAACUUCACGACAGUCGAUACACUGUUUCGCCACGUAGCUGAAUGGAUGAAAGUGGACGCCGAAGGGAUUUCAACUGACCAACGCAGCCUCUCAACAGACGACAAGGAAGCUCUCCGCAUCUUGGAAUCUUCACCAACCCGCUUGCCAAAUGGACACUACGAAGUUGCAAUGCUUUGGAAACGUGGACAACAACUGCCAAACAAUAGAUGGCUUGCCAAGAAGCAGCUCGACAGCCUUCUCCAACGACUGAAGAGAAACACCGAGAUGGCACAGAAAUAUCAGGAGACCAUCGACACCGACUUGCAGAAAGUUUUCAUAGUCAAAGUUGAUGAUUCCCAUGAAGACUCAACAGGAAAGUGGUACCAUCCUCAACAUCCAGUGACAAACAUCAAUAAACCUGGCAAGGUACGCCGAGUCCUUAAUGCAUCGAGCACCUGCAAAGGAGUAUCACUCAACAGCAACCUACUAACUGGACCAGACCUCCUCACAAACCUUACUGGAAUCGUUAUGCGAUUUCGCGAGGACCAAAUUGCUAUUUCUGCCGACAUUGAAGCAAUGUUCAUGCAGGUCUUCGUGAGCACAGAGGACCAGCCGUAUUUGCGAUUUCUGUGGAAGGACAACACGGGCCAACCCGCAACCUUCCAAUACACCCGCCACAUCUUCGGAGCUACCGACUCACCAUGUGUUGCCUGCUAUGCCACUCGACAAUGUGCGAAGGACAAUGCCGACAAAUAUCCAGCCUUGGAGCAAAUCACAAAACGCAACAUAUACAUGGACGACCUAUACAAAGCCGUUUCAACACCGACGGAAGCGACACAGUUAUUGAACGACCUUCAAAAGAUGUUCAGCCUUGGAGGUUUCAACCUCACAAAAUGGACCUCAAACUCUCAACAAUUCCUCACAACAGUCAACGAGAAUCACUCUGAAAACAGCGACAGCCUCACCAAAAAGGAACGACCCCGAAAGAGUUCUUGGAGUGAAAUAGAAACCAGACACGGACGUCUUUCUUGUGGAAGCAAAGAAGUUUCACGCCAUUGA